This is a messenger RNA of Prunus armeniaca (apricot), 963 nucleotides long. Lineage: Eukaryota; Viridiplantae; Streptophyta; Magnoliopsida; Rosales; Rosaceae. The record is from the annotation of a GenBank genome assembly.
AUGGCAUUCUACAGCUCCAGCUACUACGAGACUGAUGAUCAUGGUGAGUAUUAUUUAACCCCUUAUGCUGAUGAUCUUUCUGCUCCACUUCAACCAGAUCAAGGGCCAACAAUAUCUUAUUCUAGCUAUGAACCAAGCUUUCAAAACUUCCUUGAGUAUAAUCCAACCCCAUAUUUUCAUGCUUUUCAUUCGUACUCUGCCUCUCCUUCUUGUAGCAAGCCAAUAUCCAUUGAAUACAACCCAAAGUUUUAUGAGCAGAGUUAUGAUACUCAAUUCUUGAUCUCUUACUCUGUAUCUGAGUUUAAUGAGCCUGGUUUUGAAGAAUAUGAUCCUACACCUUAUGAUGGUGGCUUUGAUCUUGCUCAAGUGUAUGGCAAGCCCCUUUCACCUUCAGAUGAAACUUGUUAUCCUUUGAAUGGUGGAUCUGUGUCUGUCACACCAUUGGGUGGUAAUAAAGAGCAAAUUAAUGAGCAAGCAGCAAAACCCAUCAAUGGAAGCCAACCAAUCCAGGCUAUUGAAGAAGAGCAGAAGCAGCACCAAGAGAGCAGGGAAGAUCAGCCAAUUCAAGAGAGCACUGACCAGGGAAAGCCUGAUCAUCAAGUUGAGGAAGUUGAAGAAAGUAAGGGAAGUGACCAUGAACACAAUCUUGGGUCUGUAAGCCAUGGAUAUGAGAAGCAAGCUCAUCAAAUUCCUAGUGGUUAUGGAUUGGAAGCCAUGGACAUUUGUGAGAGUUUAUUUGGCUACUGGCCUUGCCUGUCUCGUGAUUUUAAGAGAGGGAAUGAUACUGGUCAAGGGUUUUCUGGGGAGGGAAGAUACGGCAACCCAUGGGAAGGAACUGCAGAUUAUCUUUUUGGAAGCUCAAAUCCAUAUGGAGAAAGAAGAGAUGAAGAGAGUUACUAUGGGGGAUCUGUUUAUGCCUAUGAAAGACAUUAUCUAGAACAGCCUCAGAAUAGGCAGGGUUGA